Messenger RNA from Exophiala spinifera, 1110 nucleotides. RefSeq lists its product as uncharacterized. The coding region runs from base 1 to 1110 and encodes 369 amino acids. Lineage: Eukaryota; Fungi; Ascomycota; Eurotiomycetes; Chaetothyriales; Herpotrichiellaceae. Gene Ontology annotation, biological process: carbohydrate metabolic process. Gene Ontology annotation, molecular function: hydrolase activity, hydrolyzing O-glycosyl compounds. The transcript has a single exon. The record is from RefSeq and is a predicted model, not a curated record.
AUGGUCUCUUUAUCUGUGGCACUCAUCGCCUUGUUGUCUCUUCAAAGUCGCGCCUCGCAGCUCCCCGAACGACGCAGCCCUCUUUUCCCAAGAGCAUCAUCUCCAUCGUCUUCAAAAUGCGACUUGUAUGUUGUGUCUGGCCAAGAUACCACCAAGUUCGAGCACUAUACGUUCUCCGAUUUUCGGGCUUUAAGCAACUACAGCAUCAAUGAGCCGCCUUCAGUCACGGCGGAGGAAGACCAGGGUCAGGAAAACAUCACCUCGCCGUACUUUGCCCAGCCACCGUUCUCAGAUCAGUGGGAAAUUAGACGUGGCAUCAGAAAUGCAGAGUCGACAGUUCCCAUGAUCUAUUCGGCCUCGAAUGUCUACAUCACCAAAGAUCCUGGCUCGGGAGGUUCUGAGACAUACUUGACGCUGCGGACUACCCGACUGCAGGACUUCCAGAGCGUAGUCCAGCUUGUCAGCGUGCCCGAUCUCUUACAUGCUAGCAUGCGCACACGGAUGAAGAUAUUACCGGAUGGCAAAGACGGGAAAAACGUUGCUCGAGGUGCGGUCGUUGGCUUCUUCACCUACGAGUCUGAUACCCAGGAGAGCGACAUCGAGAUUCUCACCAGAGAUCCCUUAGAUACCGUUCAACUAACCAACCAGCCGGCAUCUUCAACCACGCCUGGGGCAAGUUUCGAUAGCACGAUCCCUCAUGGCAAACAUUGGACAGACUGGACUGAGUACCGAAUUGACUGGUUUCCAGGCAGGACACUUUGGUACCUGGACGGCAAAAUGGUGUUCAACACAACCGACAGUGUUCCCACCGACCCCAGCAACCUUAUGUUCAAUCUUUGGAGCAAUGGCCAGUCAUUCUCCGGCACAAUGCGGGUGGGCAGAGAGGUAUAUGUGGCAGUGCAAUGGAUCGAGAUGGCGUACAAUCUGAAUGGCCAGGGUCAGAGCUCGAACCAGACCGACGGCAAGACGCAGUGCUCCGUGGAUUCGGUACACACAAAAGGGGUUCCGGAAGUGAUAAAGAGUUCCAGUGCCAAGCAUAGAGCGGUAAGCAGGCUCCUGGACACGAUUAACAGCGUGCUAUUUGUUUUGAUCGCUUGCUAUUGUGUCUGA